This is a messenger RNA of Auanema sp. JU1783, 942 nucleotides long. The record is from the annotation of a GenBank genome assembly. Lineage: Eukaryota; Metazoa; Nematoda; Chromadorea; Rhabditida; Rhabditidae.
AUGAACUAUGAAGACAAAUGGAGAGAGUUCUUAUCCCUCGUGUCAGAAAGUAAAAAGGGAUUCUUUAAAAAACCGGAUUAUGAAAAAAUUUUAAACCAGAUGAUGGAAUUGAGUAGGAUAUUCGAGGAAGAUGAAGUGGAGGAGAAUGCGGCGGCUAUUCACGUGGAGAUGAGCUCUAUCUAUAAUACUCUAAAUAAGCAUGCAAUGAAGGAAAAACAUUUGAUUGCAGCUGCAGAAGCUUUAGCGAGGCAUAUGGAGAAGAAAAAAAGGACAAUGAGCAACUAUGAAAGCCAUUUCAAGCAAGACGCGUUCGGAUUUUAUAAUGCUGCGAUCAAAUCGGCAGUUUCUACUAACUCCAGACUUAUGGCUGGCAGUUAUGCUCUUCAAGCUGGAGAUCGUUUCAAAGAAAUGGGAGAAUAUUCCUUCUCUGAGAGGUUUUACAGGAAAGCGUAUGCCUUUUAUGCUGGUAAUUCAAACCUUCAGUUAGGAAUAUUGUGGAAUAUGCUGGAAAUUACUAUCAAACAACGAGCAGUUCAUAACUUAUUGAAAACCAUAGAUAACAUAUGGCUGUUCAUUAUGAAAGAUCGAACAAAUCCGCUUGAUUCUACUGAGCAUUUGCAAAUAUGCGAGAUGAUUACAGUUCUCACUUUGACAAGGCUGCACGGGAAAAUAAGAUUGAAUGGUAGACACCGAGCUUUGUUAGAAUUAUACGAGAUUGAUAUUCCUGAGUUAGCCAUGAAGAAAACGAAAGACUCCGAGAAAGAAAAAACAACUCUAUCGGGUCCUGAAUAUUCUUUGUUCACUAAAUUAGUAACUGCUGCUUGGCUAGUCGAUAAGCAUGAAGUUGGUGAGCUAUUAGGGGAUCGUGACUAUCAGUUCGUCCCUACUAUAGUCCGCGAAGUUUCUCUGUUGCUCCUCUCAGAUGAGACGCGAAUCCCGUAA